GUCAAUCUCCUCCGGAGCAUGCUGCACAGCCACUCAUUUGUCCUGACUAAAUAGUAGAAUCUAUCUCUCAGCGAUUCUUUUCUCCGCCCCUUCCCAACCAGCCCGCCCAAUCGAUUUUGUAAGAUCGGCUAAUUCAAAGGGUUAAUCUGGUCCGAAGUUGUCGGAACGAAUCGUUUGCUUUAUCGAACAAAGCUAGGGGGUCUUGGUUGGCCCCCCUCUUUUCAACCAUUAUAGCUGGCGUCGACCCGCUUUGCGAUACGAACGGACACGAAGAAAGAACGCAGGCAGCGGAAAUGCAAAAGAGAAGAGCAAAGAUUCCAGACCCAGAGCAUGCAAUCAAAAAUCUGUUGAAUGAAGGUAUAUUCUCAGCCACUAGUUAGAAGGAAAUCCCUUGACUUCGCUUAUGCCCUUAUGCAGUAAAGAAAGCUUUGAGGCGGGCUAAGAUUCCAUUCGAAGUAACGUAACAGGAUUCGAUGUUGCACCAUCUUCAACUCUUCCUGGAUCCAGGGUUUUUCGAGAAAAGGUCCCAUCCUUCAAUAUCAUGAUUGGGCCGACUCGACCAGGCCAGAUCAUGAGUGAAUAGAAAAUCGAAAACGUACAUAGCUGUUCCAGCUGAAAUACUUGGAAUAAUUCUACCACUUCUACUAGGAGUAGCCUAUUUAGUGCUAGCUGAACGUAAAGUAAUGGCUUUUGUGCAACGUCGAAAGGGUCCUGAUGUAGUGGGAUUGUUCGGAUUGUUACAACCUCUAGCAGAUGGUUCGAAAUUGAUUCUAAAAGAACCUAUUUCACCAAGUAGUGCUAAUUUCUCCAUUUUUAGAAUGGAUCCAGUUGAUACAAUUAUGUUAAGUCUGGUCGCACGGGCCGUAGUACCUUAUGAUUAUGGUAUGGUAUUGUCAGAUCCGAACAUAGGGCUACUUUAUUUGUUUGCCAUAUCUUCGCUAGGUGUUUAUGGAAUUAUUAUAGCAGGUCGGUCUAGUAAUUAGGGGGCGGCCGUUCGGUCGCCUAUGAUACUAGGACCAAUAGGUCAAAAAUGGGUUUGUGCCGCAGGUGUUGAACGAUCUACUCUACACAGGUGUGGGCUUACAAGGGCUAGGGCUUAUAAACCCUUUCUUUCAU
Hevea brasiliensis (rubber tree) is the source of this 1116-nucleotide messenger RNA. RefSeq names its product NADH-ubiquinone oxidoreductase chain 1-like. Gene Ontology annotation, cellular component: membrane. The record is from RefSeq and is a predicted model, not a curated record. NCBI's taxonomy places the organism in Eukaryota, Viridiplantae, Streptophyta, Magnoliopsida, Malpighiales, Euphorbiaceae. Gene Ontology annotation, molecular function: NADH dehydrogenase activity. The transcript has a single exon. Gene Ontology annotation, biological process: aerobic respiration. The coding region runs from base 684 to 983 and encodes 99 amino acids.